UUUGCGCGACGACACUUUGCGGCAGCAGGGAAAUCGAGGAGAAAGCAGCGACGAACAGCGGAAACGCUAUCGGCUGAAAAAGCGCUGGAUUUAUGCGAUAUUCGGUCGAAUAAGUUGUAUAUUGAUUGUAUAUCAUUUGGCCUCGUGGAUGAAAUUGUGUUCAACAUUCUCCCAGCGCGAAUUUCCUCCUUAAUGCAGUGGGAUGGCCACAGUGCCGCCUGGGCCUAGUAGCGCACUGCCCGCAUCCCCGGCUGAGAUUCCUCCUUUCCCCGGGGCUGGGAGCGCGGAGCCGGCGGUGGAAGACGGAGAGCCGGCUUGCCACGGGGAGGACUGUGUACCCGCCGGCACGGGGACGAAGCCGCAGCCGGUAAGCGACGUGAAAAGGUCGGUGAAGAAGAAGCAGAAGAACAUGCUAGCGAGGGCUAGCCCGGCGGCGCUUCACCUCAAAAUGCAAGCCCGAGAGCAGCAGCAGUUGAACGGCUUGGCCAGUCCCUCGGAGGAGCCCGACGGACACCAACACGCAGGAAACCGGCCUGACAAUCCCAGAGCGUCCGUGGACAACUGUGACAGCAGCAGCAGCGGCAGCAACGAGGGGGCUCCGGCCGCUAGAAACAAUAGUGAGCACUGCCAACACGAAGGCCACAGCCCCUUCUCCAAAAACGGCAGCCACUCUCCACUGGUUAACAAUAGCAUGAACGGGAUGCCGGGCUUCUCACGAACUGAGGCGGCCCACGAAGGGAAGGAGGACUUCGACCACACGCUGCCCCUGAGACCGCCCAGCGACGAGCCGCCGGACGCUGUCGGGCCCGGCGGGGAGGGCAGCCGCGCCGACCCACAGCAGCAGCAGCCGCCGGCCGCGGAGAUGGCCCGGCUCGACCUGAGCAGCUCCCCCGGCCGAGCGGAGGGAGACAGUCACGGCAUCCGAUACGUCCGCUACGAGUCCGAGCUGCAGAUGCCGUGGAUCAUGAGACUGAUCACCAAGGACUUGUCUGAGCCUUAUUCAAUUUACACGUACAGGUACUUCAUCCACAACUGGCCGCAGCUCUGCUUUCUGGCCAUGGUGGAGCAGGAGUGUGUCGGAGCGAUUGUAUGUAAGCUUGACAUGCAUAAGAAGAUGUUUCGUCGUGGCUACAUCGCCAUGCUGGCUGUGGACUCGAAACACAGAAGGAAAAGCAUCGGUACUAAUCUGGUGAAAAAGGCCAUCUAUGCCAUGGUGGAAGGCGACUGUGACGAGGUUGUUUUGGAGACCGAGAUCACCAACAAAUCAGCCCUGAAGCUGUAUGAGAACUUGGGUUUUGUCAGAGACAAGCGGCUGUUCAGAUACUACCUGAACGGAGUGGAUGCGCUGCGGCUCAAACUGUGGCUCCGCUAGAGGAAAUCAGAGGGGACGGAGGACGACGGGACAGCGGGUGCUGUUCACCUCGAACACUAUCAGCUUGACAGCCUCAGCUCUGCCCUGGUCAUUUCGCUCUUAUCUCCACAAAUACACACACAAACACACACACACACACACACACACACACCUGUGUACAAACAUAAGGAGUAUGCACAUAGGUUUGCAUAGACACACAGACACACCCUCCUUUUAUCCUUUGACCUCUGAACAACUGUUGUUUAGGCAGAAAAUGGACUGAAAAUCCCACCAGAUGUUUUCAUGAAGGGGCCCCUGAUACUUUCUGUGACGAGGACGGGGCAGGCGAGCAAGCGAGGGCGGUCUCUGGGACGACCUUGACCGGGGGACUGGAUGACGUUUUGACCUUGAAGCUUGGACGCCUCGGCGACCGGUGACGCGAGGCAGCUCAGGCGAGGAUCCACACCAAAUCAUCCUGCAGGACAAAACAGACUCAAAGCCGACAACAACGCGUGAAAACAAGGAAGUCGAGCGGUAAAACACAGACUGGGAAGAAAAUAUUUGUGGAGUUUAUUUUUGUGUUUCUUUUUUAACCUUGUAAGUUUUGGGCGGGGGAUGGAAAACAAAAAAAAGCUAUGGUAUGACUGCGUGUUUGUACCGCCUCGUGUGUUUUUUGGACAGCAAGUGGCUAUUUUUCGAGUGAAUGCGGUUGUGAUUGGUUUGUGCGACUGUGCGAGCGCGUGUUGCUGUGUGUGUUUUUGUUUCCCAUCGUGUCCAGCGGGCGCAGCGCCUCCUUGCUGCCGCCGUUGCUGCUGCUGCUGCUUCCUCCUCCAUCACCUGCCUCAGCCUCCAGGACUGAAGCCUGUAAAGAUAUGCAUGCUUUUAUUUUAACGUGAGCGCAGGAGUGUUGUCGGUUCACCCGGUCUGAGGCUCCUUCCUCUGUUUAGUGUCAGCAUGUUGGUGCAGAGCAGAAACAAAUCACGCCAUUAGCACCUCAAACUUUGCCCAACUUGUAGAUCUGCCACCUUUUCUUCGCUUCGGUGUCCUUUCACUAAAUCAACCCUGAUAUAGGUGCGGUUGAGGAAUUAAAUAUAUAUAUAUUUUUUGCAGAUCAGAACUUGUUUUUUCCCUAAAUGCACUGCCAGCCACUGCAAAAUUUCCUAAAAGGAGAAAGCGAUGGCUUUCCAAGAGAAUGACUCCUUGCCAAUGACAGUGUGGUCAAAUAUGUCUGUUUACUAAUCAUUAUCCCGAAUUAACUCUUUGCAAGUGCCACUCGGUCCGUCAGCACUAACAGCCGCGACUGCAGCGAUCUGCCUGCUGACGGGCGACUGGUCUGGUCGGCCUCGGCACAAGAUAGAGGCGAAGCGUUGCGAAUGCUGGAUUCCCGUUUGCUGUGUGUGUGUUUAUCUCUUGAUAAGAAAAAAAGGAAAAUAGACGAGUAUUCUUAGCAGAUUAUAUUGUAUUCUUUUGUUUGCUUUCAGUUUAUUUGGGUUUGUCUACUAUACACCUGUACAACCUCACGCUGCUGGUGAGCGGCUGAGUCCAUGAUGCACUUCCCAGGUGCACUAACUCGAUGCACAGCCAACCUCGCUAACAUUUUUAACAACCUGGAACUGGUCAUAGAUGCACCCGGAUGUUCCAGCACACACUAAUUGGCAAAGAAAGUUUGCUUCGACUGCUUUUGUGGUUUUUUUUCUUAACGGUGAAAAUGAACAAAGGUCAGAUGCACUUCUUUGGAAAUUGCUGCAGUGUGUAUGUGUCCGUAUGAAUGUGUCCGUGUGCCGUUCUGACAGUGGUGUGGAUCCGUUCUGUUAGACUUUAUCUCUGCUUUCAGAUUCCUCGCGCAGAAAAAUCAGAGCCUUUUGUGGUGCUGCGUUUUGGACCUGCUACCAGAGCAGACCCUUAUUUUCUCAAGUUAGUGCUGAGAGUUGUAGCGAAGGAAUGAAAAAAGAUUCAAACUGUAGUUAAAGGUAGAAUAAACCCUGAAAAACAACCUUCAUCACAGGCUGUUAAUGCAAUUUCUGUUAUGCUUGUAGUCGGGGUGGGCGAUGUGGAUCACGUGAAGAUCAUCAUGUGACGGUCGCAAUCUGAAUCACAGGUUCACUUUAAGUCAUAUGAUCAUGGUUGCCGUGAUACAUAAUCAGUGAAAUGAGGCUUCAGGGCCAAGACACAAAUCUCUGCAUCCUGAUUUUACGCUUGUUUUGGUUUAGAUCAGUAGUAGUAAUUCGGAUCUCUGCUGUUACAGAAAUCUACUAACAAGCUAGCUGUCUCAUCUUAUGGUUGAUGUUGUUACUUAGCUGCCUCUAUAGUGCGUCUAUAGAUCUGCAGACCGACUCCAAUCAUGUUUUAUUGCAUCUGGCAAAGAUAUUCGACCAUCCCAUCAUUGACGGACUUAUUCUAAAAAAAAAAAAAGUUCUCAACCUGCUGCAGAUUCUGACAAAACAAAUGUAGACUUUGAGUAUAAGCUUCGCAUUUUAGGCCUCCUUCCCUUUGACAAUCUGGGAAGCAACAGCCUUCGAGCAGCAGAUUUGCAUAAGGCUGUAUUCACCUCUCUACGUGCAAAUGUUCCACCAAAACAGUCACUGCUUUGUAGGGGCACCAUCACUGCAUCCUGAGCUUAACACCGCUGAGGACCGCUUUAUGUAGUUUACAGAAUUAAAUCCAUAGUAGUGUGGUUGUUGUCUAUCUACAGAGUGCUGUGAGUGUUUGGUCUGGCUAUGUGAGACUAUGGUUGAAGCGGUCAUUUAGCCAUCAGUGGGGCUCCUGUAGAGCAGAGUGAGGCCUGUAGUUCUGUUGUGGGACUGGAAAUGCCACUAAAUGACAUUAAGGACCACAACAUGAAGGGAAGCUACAGUCUGCAGCAGCUUAAGGCUAGCAGCAACUGAACUUUGGAAAUGCACGCUUACAAUUAGCACCCUUUAUGAUGCAAACUGUGUGAAAAUAUGUCCACCAUAAAAGGCCAUCACAUCGCCCACUUCUAGCUUGUAGCGCCCCAAAUAAUGCAAUCGGACGCAUGUGCUUUUGUCGAAAGCACUGCGCGACACUGCCAUCUGUAAAACCUGUGAAGUCGGCUACAAACAUUGGCAACAGAACAACCUAAAGUCUCCAGCGAAUAGUUUGAAUCUCUCUGAAUGACACUACAGGACCUCGUUUCAGGUUUAUUCCCCCUUUUCAGCUGAGAUUUUACGUGGAAGGGAGAGUAAAUGUUUACAGAGUUGCCACCCACACAAACUCCUGUCUGUCUGUGUGCAUUUGGAACAAUGGAUCAGAUUACUUAUUUUUAUUUUAUUUUUCAGAUUUGUAUACGAGUGUUGUUCUAUUCAUCAGAUAUAUGGAGAGCAUGUCUUUUUGUUUUUGUUUUGGGAAUCAUCUGUUGGGUUUGGGGGUGACUUGGGUUGAUUUUUAAUUUUAAUUUCUGUGCUACUUUAGCCCAUCCAGAGGUGGUGGUGUGCGAACGAUAAGCGAAACAAUCUAAAACCCCGCUCAUCUCCGCCGCUCAUCACACAGUCAAAGAUUUUAAUCAUCACCCUGUUUAAAACUCGUCAUUCGAACUUCUGUCCCCGUGUUGGACGCUUGAUUCUCCUUUUUUCUGUGUUCUUCUCUCACCAUUCAGGCUCCUUUCACACGCCGACAGCUGGUUUUGUUCUUUUAAAUUUAGCUGUCUGGAUAAAAGGAGGUGUUUUGGAAUUUGAAGGAAACGAGUCUCUUUAGCAUCUUCUUCUCUCAAUCCCGUGAAACUCUGGCAGUACCACGAGGUUUAUGGGCAUUACAGCCGCUUGGAUCACAGACUGAAGGGCUUUGUCAUCUUAUAUCAGUUUGUAGCCACGGCUUGUGGUGUUGAAUUUCCAGUUUUCUCUCUGCGUUUGGAAUCACUUUUGACUUGACAUGCCAGUUCAGUGUUCACAGCAGUAGUUUUAUUUCCUCAUCCUGGACGUCCGCCGUGCUAUUCCUGACCUACAUUUAUAAAUUCUCCCCCUCGCCCCAUCCCAGAAACCAGUUUGUUGGUCAGAUAAUUACCAUUUAUAUAAGCAGUGGUCCCCGCAACACAACCAACCAACCACAGGGGCAGCCUGCAGUCUUUUCUGGGGCGCCUGCCUCCAUCGCCAUCCAUGAAGUGUGCAAAGGGUAGAGCAAAAGGUUUUUUCUGCAUGUCUGUUUCCCUCUGUUCCUCCUCCCCGUCCCCUCUCUUUGAUUUUGAUCUGGAAAUGUCCGAUAGCUUUUAUUUAAUGUGGAAAAAAAAGAACACAGAAAUAAAUUAUUUGAUUUUUUUAAUGCUGUAAA
This is a messenger RNA of Acanthochromis polyacanthus (spiny chromis), 5632 nucleotides long. It is a transcript of the gene naa30, whose product is annotated as N-alpha-acetyltransferase 30, NatC catalytic subunit. The transcript is spliced from 4 exons. The record is from RefSeq and is a predicted model, not a curated record. Gene Ontology annotation, biological process: N-terminal peptidyl-methionine acetylation. Gene Ontology annotation, molecular function: protein-N-terminal amino-acid acetyltransferase activity. The coding region runs from base 203 to 1372 and encodes 389 amino acids. Gene Ontology annotation, cellular component: NatC complex. Lineage: Eukaryota; Metazoa; Chordata; Actinopteri; Pomacentridae.